GCUGACCGUCUAUACUGCCUUCUUCAGUUUUGCUCACACUCGGAUAGAGAGCACACCAACAUGGCUCAGGCUAAAAUCACUGCCAGAAUGAACAACGAGGCCGCCAAGAGCGGAAGAUUCAGCAGGUCCGUUUCGAUGGCGGAUCGAUCCCUGAGAUUGCUGGAGAGUCUGGAUCAAAUCGAAAUGAGGGUGGAGGCACUGAGGGAAGCAGCCACAGCGAUGGAGCAAGAGAGGGAGUGCUUACUAGAAAUGAUUCAGACCAUUCAGAACAGCCAGGAAAUGAGAACCAUUUGUGAUGGAGAGCGAGAAGAGCUCACUCUGUCUGCCACUAGACUCAUGAGUCGAACCCUGACGGUGAGCGUCUCUGUAGAUACAAUCAGAAACCCACAGCAGGAAGAUGCUCUGAGAAAAGCAAUGACCGUUAUUGAUGAGAUCGCUACUAAAGUGCUCGAUGACAUGGAGAGCGCCAAGAAGAAGCUGCAGGCUCUUCAUGCUGCGUGUCUCACGGAUGCCUCGCUUAUACCCAUCAACCAGAAGUUCCAGACCAUCGUGAUUAGCUGUGCACUUGAAGACCAGAAGAAAAUCAAGCGCAGACUGGAGACACUCAUACGGAACAUGGAUAAUGCUGAGAGGACCAUUAAAAUCAUGGAUAAUCAGAAGGUGGAUGAGCACAAAAGCACUAAUGGCAAAUGAUAAAUGUAGAUUUGGAGAGAACCUUUUCUAAUCUUUGGGAUCACCACAACUUUACAUUUAUUACUAUUUGACCUGCAUUUCAUUGUCAGGCUGUUUUUUCUAAUGUUUCUGAAAUGUUAACAUGCCAGAUAUACUUGACGGAUUAUCGCCAGAACAACAUAAAAUACACUAUAAUGCCAAAAGUAUAUGGUCACCUGACAUCCCGUUAAAAACAUAGGCAUAAAUAUGGCUAUAAUAUGGCUUUAAGAAGGCUUUGCGCAAGAUUUUGGUGUGUCUAUCAAGGCAAUAAAGGGUUUGUGAGGUCAUGGACUGAUGUUGGCAAGAAGGUCUGGCACACAAUUCAUGUUUCAAUGAAUCCCAAAGGUGUUCAUUGAGGAGUUCCAGACCAAACUCAUCAAACCAUGUGUUUAUAAACCUCACUUUGUACCCAGGGACAUUGUCAUGGCACCAGAAAGAGCCUUUCUCAAAGUGUUGCCACAAAAGUGGGGGCAUAAAAUGUAUUAAAUAUAUUAGAUUUUAUACUUCUGUUAGCAACGGAUGUGACUAAAACCCCUGAACUCAAUAAUCAUGAUGGGUGUGCACAUACUUUUGGCCAUAAAGUGUAGUUUCAGUACAAUGGCACAUAUUUAAUAGUCACAGCAUUUCAGCCUGUGGUAAAAUGCUAAAGAUAAUUUACCACUUCUUAUUUUACCUCACAUAUGAAGCAGUACAUUUUUAAAAGAUUAUACAUGUCCAGUCAUUCUGAUAUACUCAACAUUAUAAACACAUUUGUAAAUGUAUUUUACAUGUUUAAUAUUAAGUCUACUAAAUAUCUUACUAACGAAGCCCAACCAAUGAGUGGGGAAACAUCUUCAGUCCUGUUGGUUUGACUUGUGUCUAGGUAGCCCUGCAGAGACAAACAUGAUCAUUCAAUCAGAAUAUGCAUCUAGAAAAAGUCCUUAAAAAUAGUAGUGGAUUGUGGUGAACACAAGUGCAGGCUGCACCCUGUAGUCUGGCCAUUUUUAACAUGUGGAGGCAUAUAAUCCAUUAUGCAAGCAAAGCAAUAUUCAUUUCAUUUCAAAUUCACCAACUGCUUUAUCCUGGUUAGGGUUGCAGUAGGAAACACUGGGUGCUAGGGCUGGGCGAUAUAUCGAGAUUUUAUAAUAUAUCGAUAUAUUUUCAUAUGCGAUAUAAGAUGAGACAAUAUCGCGUAUAUCGAUAUAGAUGUUGCGUUCCAAUUAGAUCCGACAGUUCGUCUUUCUCUUCUCCCAGUUAGUCUCUGCACAUGUUCACCUGCCCCGCCCCUCUCCCUCACUGAACACAACUCGCCCCUCCCCACCGCUUCAGUAAUUCCUGCAGGCAGCGGUAGCAUAGAGACGGAUAAAGACAUGACAUAAGCUAUCGAAGAGGAGCUGGUUAGUAAAAAGAAUAAUAAUGGCUAAAUUAUUUGGAGAUGGUUCGGAUUCAAAGUGUCAGAUGAGCAGCAGAAUAAUGUAUUCUGUAGAGAAAGCCGAAAACAAGUCCAGACAAAAUCUUCCAGCUCCGUGUACCUUUCGUUUUUCACUUCAAAUCCCAAAGUUGAAAAACAAGAAAACGAGUCGUUAUUCGUUUCAAAAACCAAUAUAAACAUACAAGCGCAUGCACGGGCUGACAUGCACGUUAGUUUAUACUGGAUGAUAUCCCGACGUCCGAGACUCAUUUAUUUAUUUAUCUUCUAUUAUAGUAUUUCUUGUUCUCGGCCAAUAAACAUCCAAAAAUUUAUAAAAUUGCAUGAACUAACUCUGCAGUAAACAA
Messenger RNA from Trichomycterus rosablanca, 2466 nucleotides. It is a transcript of the gene bag2, whose product is annotated as BCL2 associated athanogene 2. Gene Ontology annotation, molecular function: protein-folding chaperone binding; adenyl-nucleotide exchange factor activity. NCBI's taxonomy places the organism in Eukaryota, Metazoa, Chordata, Actinopteri, Siluriformes, Trichomycteridae. The record is from RefSeq and is a predicted model, not a curated record. The transcript has 3 exons. The coding region runs from base 61 to 693 and encodes 210 amino acids. Gene Ontology annotation, biological process: protein stabilization.